Molecule: messenger RNA, 596 nt
Organism: Vespa velutina
Lineage: Eukaryota; Metazoa; Arthropoda; Insecta; Hymenoptera; Vespidae
Exons: 2
Coding region: 134-427 (97 amino acids)
Source: RefSeq, a predicted model, not a curated record
AACCAUUGAUGGGAGUGGCGUUCACCUGUUUUACCUGAGGCUUCAAGUAUAUAAGGCACCUUCUACCAUCUCUCCGCUUAGUCAUUUGGAAUCGUUCGUGAAACAGCGCUUUGCUUCAACGUAAAUACCAACCAUGAGAUUUCACAAGAUAGCGACGAUCCUUCUCGUUGUAAUAACUAUCGCAUCUGCAUACCCGCAAAAAGAUGGUCAAAUCUUCAGUAAUGAAGCGAUUAGGCAAGCUCAAAACACUUAUCUCAUUCCUAAGGAUGCGACGAUACAAAAGGUUCAAGAAGGGAUAGAAUUGGCUGCAUACGAAUCGAUUCCUGGAGAUCAAAGGAUAAAUCUUUUUGAAAUACUUGGAGAGCACGUACCACCAGAAGUUGUUAACAAUCUGCAAACUCAAAUUGAUCAAAUAGGACGAAAUUAAAAUUUAUUGUUCAACAUUAAUGUACUGUCGAUUUUCCAUUGUCUUCCUGUACAAAAUUACUUCUAAGUACUUAUAAAAGUAUUUAUAAAUGAGCGAUAAAUCACUCUCUCGUGAAUUAUAAUAUAUUCAGCUUUUACAUUUUUAUAAAUAAACGCAAGAAAAUAAUCAA